ACUCACCUUACCCGCUUCGUACUCGUCAGUUGGAACCACGCGGCUCCGCACGGUGUACACGACCGUACGUCAAGGACGAGGCAGUCCUCGACGUACUGCCGGCGCGGAUCAAGAAAGAGAAAGAAAGAGAAAGAGAGAGAGAGGAGAAGAAGAGGAGAGAGGAGUCCUGACGCGCGCGAUUACGAGAGAGAGCCGCACUCCCAGUUCGACCAUCUCGCCGUAACCGGCCAGCACGCGCAAAAGGGUGCGAAAACGUUCCGCGACGAUAAUAAACUAACAUCAACAGCGCAACGAUACAAAUGAAGGAGAGUCUCUUUCUUGGAUGGUGCACCGUGAAAUACGAGAUACCGUCAAAACCGUUGUGACAUUGCGUUACGAGAUCGUUUUGCUCCGGUUGGUAUACCCGAUCACUUCAGUGUCAAAGAAUUCGAAGAAACAUUCGUGAAAUCGCGGCAACACGAUCGGUUGACACGGCAUCGAUGGUGGAUUAUCAGCCGGACGUCGCCGGACUGGAGAUAUGUCAGUGACUUCAACGUGUGAACUUUGACAGUUCGUCGUGAGAGGAUUCACCGGCUGCCAGGCAGAUACGUCGCAAGCGAAGGAUGGAGGCCAGCGAGUGGGAUCACGCGACCUUGAGGGAGGAAGAAUUCGAGCAGCAUGCCGUAUAUUUGGUACCGGAUGUGUCGGCAUCGCCGGGCGAUACCAAUCGUGCGGAGGCGUCCUUGCCACGGAACCUGGUCCUCAAACCCUCUCAGGCCCUCAACGAUGUACGUUCUUUCGCAGAAGAAACUUACCCCGAAACCUCCUCGGUGUUGGGUGUGUGGAGCACCAGUUACAUCCCCAAAGGGACACGUUUUGGCCCUCUGGUCGGCCAGGUGUAUACGAAGGAUUCGGUACCGGCAGACGCGAACCGGAAGUACUUCUGGCGGGUAUAUAAGAACAACGAGCUGUUCUAUUACAUCGACGGUUAUGACGUCCAGAAAUCGAAUUGGAUGCGUUACGUGAAUCCCGCCUACUCGUCCGAAUCGCAAAACCUAAUAGCAUGCCAGUAUAAGAUGAACAUUUAUUUUUACACGAUCAAGCCGAUAUUACCGCAUCAAGAGUUGCUGGUUUGGUACUGCAGGGAAUUCGCGGAAAGGCUCAAUUAUCCGCUCACCGGUGAGCUGAUGCUUCAGAGAAUACGACAACAAGUACAACAAUCGACACUACCAACGGAAAUUUCGCCCCCCGUCGACGUGAUAACGCCUCUGAAAGAUUCGUCGAUCUACGAGAGGCGUCAGAUGACGCCGACGGAUGGUUCUGUGAGGUCAGACGAGGGUUAUCAUUCAAACGGCUAUCACGACGAGAUCCUAACACCACCUGAGGAAAGCAGUGAAUCCGAUAGUGAGAACAACUACGUGUUGGAUUUCAGUAAGAACGCCAAAUCGUCAGUGUGCAACAACGAGAUUCUGAAGCAGGACAAUACCGCAGCUAAGAAUGAAUACAGGAAAGUUAAGAUAAAGAUUUCCAAGACCUACGGUAACUUCCAGGCGACAAAGGUCAUAGCUGACGGCUCGACGAAGGAUAAGGACCAGGAGUUGUCCAGCCGAGCGGUCACCCCGGAACUCCAGAAGCCGGUAUCACCUAUCAUCCUACAGAAGAGCACAGUGUUGUCGACCGUGAACGAGGAUGAGGUGUCCGAGAACAUAAAACCCUUCUACGAGCCGGAAGUCAAGAGUGGUAAUCUGCCGAUGUCCGGCAGACCCGCCUAUCUAGCUAACCCCAGCAGUUCCAUCCUGGAGAACAUUCUGCUGCGUAACAGCACCGAUAACAACAACAAUAGCCACCAUCAUCACAAUGGCGGCUCGCAGCAACACCAUCAGCACCAUCAACUGCACCAUCAGACUCAUGUAGACUCGGUGACGCCACCGCCCUCCAGUCCCACCGAGAUGGCAUAUUCUUAUAAGAAGUCCCAUCGUUACGGAAACAUUCUGCCCUGCAGCCCGGACUCUAGUUCGAAUCUGCCCCUACAAACGGACUCGUGCGUAAACUCGACCAGCGGCAACGGUAGUGCGCUACCCAGCAUGCAGAGCCCCAACGGCAAUCUGCACUCCAGCACGGGAGGAGGAUUGCAUUCGAGCACAGGUGGAAGCAACGGCAGUCUGCCACCGCACCCCGGAAGUUUGCACUCGUCUAGCAACGCCGGCGGCGGCAUACAUUCCAGCACGAGCGUGCUCUCGUCCAGCGCGAUGCUAACGUCCACCAGCAGUCCGCAUUCAGCGUCCACGACGACGAACGGUUGCCCGCCUAAGCGGAAGACCAAAUCGCCGUCGCCGUCGUCGAGUCAGAACGGCGUACCCACCCCGACGACGAUCCUUUACUCCGGCAGCUCAGGAGCCGCCGGAUGUCAGAUCGAGUCCGCCAGUCCGGUUUACCCGAACUCCGCCGGUAGUAGCAGUAGCGGCAGCAGCAAUCAGAGCGUCUCGCCGAUUUCGCCGAUUCAAUCGCCCUCGUCCUACAGUCCGUACGGUAGUCUGUACGGUCACCAGAAUGGCUCGCUACAUCACAACAUGGGCGCGUCAUUGUCUAUCAACUGCACCGCCUAUUCGCCCACGCCUAGCGGCAACGUCGUCUACGAGAGAACCACGGACGGCAGACGACUGGAGGCUACCAGCAGUGGCGGUCAUCAGUUACCCACCUCGUCGACGAUGCAGAUCGACGGUAACCAAGCGUUGAUCACCGGCACGCACAAUCUCCACCUCGGCCACCACCCGGGUCUCACCAUCCAUCCAAACUCCUCGUCGUCCCUCAACAGAUACUCACCGAGCUCCUUGUCGCCAGACGAUCACGGUUGUUCCCAGAGCGGCUCCCUCAGCCCCAACUCCCAGGGCUCAAGGGGCUACAGGUCGCUGCCUUAUCCGCUCAAAAAGAAGGAUGGCAAGAUGCACUACGAGUGCAACGUCUGUUGUAAAACCUUCGGUCAGCUAUCGAAUCUCAAGGUACACCUGAGGACGCAUUCCGGCGAGAGGCCCUUCAAGUGCAACGUUUGCACCAAAAGCUUUACACAACUCGCGCAUCUUCAAAAGCAUCAUCUCGUGCAUACUGGUGAAAAGCCACACCAAUGCGAGAUAUGUAAAAAAAGAUUCAGUUCGACUUCGAAUCUGAAGACUCAUCUUAGACUGCACUCCGGCCAAAAGCCGUACGCCUGCGACCUUUGUCCCGCCAAGUUCACCCAAUUCGUUCAUUUGAAACUGCACAAGAGGUUGCACACAAACGAACGACCCUACACCUGCCAGGGUUGUGACAAGAAGUACAUUAGCGCGAGCGGCCUCAGGACUCACUGGAAGACAACGAGCUGCAGACCAAACAACAUCGAGGACGAGCUCGCACUCGCCGCGGCCGUGGGUUCGCCGACGUAUUACGAGUACGGUCCUGAUAUGAAUGUUGGAAAUAUGCCCAAGGAAUGCGAGUUAGAGCACAUCGAUAAUUACGACAGGCAUGGAUCGACGCACGGCCCGCACUCCACGUCCCUCCACAACCUGGAAAAUUCCGUGAGCCGGCCGAGCGUCAUAGAAACAUCCCAGCCACACAUUAUCGAGUGUACAUAAGUACAUAAUGUUAUAUAAGCACAUUAAAGUCGCAUGAUGGGGUAUGAGCCCCUUUCCGUUCGGGCGCAAAAUGCAAUCGUGGAAAUGUAAGAGAAUUGCUCGCGGCUAACCAGAAAAAAGUACGGAGAUAAGAGCUUUCCCUCUCUGGAAUGGCAGUAAAGAACAAAGCUUUUGCAUAUAGUGUCGCACGAGAAAUUUUCGCAAGCUCUCCUUCCUAAUUUCGAUGAAAUUAUGGUAAAUAUUCAAAACAAUAAAAAUAAUUUUGAUUUCUA
This is a messenger RNA of Wasmannia auropunctata (little fire ant), 3859 nucleotides long. It is a transcript of the gene Blimp-1, whose product is annotated as PR domain zinc finger protein 1. Gene Ontology annotation, cellular component: cytoplasm; nucleus. The coding region runs from base 603 to 3587 and encodes 994 amino acids. The record is from RefSeq and is a predicted model, not a curated record. The transcript has 8 exons. Gene Ontology annotation, biological process: cell fate commitment; regulation of transcription by RNA polymerase II. Gene Ontology annotation, molecular function: RNA polymerase II cis-regulatory region sequence-specific DNA binding; DNA-binding transcription repressor activity, RNA polymerase II-specific; histone deacetylase binding. Lineage: Eukaryota; Metazoa; Arthropoda; Insecta; Hymenoptera; Formicidae.